AUGGCUUCAAAGGUUGUGAGGUGGAUUGCUAUAUGCUUCUUUGUGGCUUCCAUACUAUGUGAUUGUGUUAAGGCUACGUACACCACGAACAAUCAGUAUAAUCCUGCUGCUCAUAAUUACGAACUGGAUGGACUGUACUGCGCUACAUAUGACUCUGAUCAGAGCCUUGAUUGGCGCAGUCAAUACUAUUGGACUGCGUAUUGUGACCAAGCGGGCCAGCCCAUGGGAUCUUCCCUCUGCGGCACCUGCAUCCAAGUGACAAAUGAAUCAACAGGUCAAAGUGUGACCGUACGAAUUGUGGACCAGUGCCAAAACGGAGGAUUGGAUUUGGAAACUGCUGCUUUUAAUGCCAUUGAUGGAGAUGGACAAGGGCAGUUUAACGGCCAUAUGAUUACUACUUACCAGUUCGUGGGCUGUUAG
Messenger RNA from Cryptomeria japonica (Japanese cedar), 420 nucleotides. Its product is annotated as pathogenesis-related protein PR-4-like. The coding region runs from base 1 to 420 and encodes 139 amino acids. Gene Ontology annotation, molecular function: RNA nuclease activity. The transcript has 2 exons. Gene Ontology annotation, biological process: defense response to bacterium; defense response to fungus. The record is from RefSeq and is a predicted model, not a curated record. Lineage: Eukaryota; Viridiplantae; Streptophyta; Pinopsida; Cupressales; Cupressaceae.